Messenger RNA from Rhineura floridana, 4635 nucleotides. RefSeq names its product methyltransferase 16, RNA N6-adenosine (gene METTL16). Gene Ontology annotation, cellular component: nucleus. The transcript has 9 exons. The coding region runs from base 669 to 2345 and encodes 558 amino acids. Gene Ontology annotation, biological process: rRNA base methylation. Gene Ontology annotation, molecular function: 23S rRNA (adenine(1618)-N(6))-methyltransferase activity. The record is from RefSeq and is a predicted model, not a curated record. Lineage: Eukaryota; Metazoa; Chordata; Lepidosauria; Squamata; Rhineuridae.
AGCUCAGUACUAUCUACACUGACUGGCAGCGGCUCUCCAGGGUUUCAGACCGGGGAUUGAACCUGAGGCCUUCAGCAGAUGCUCUCCCACUUAGCUACGGAGUUUAAAUUUUCUGGGCGUUUCUGUAGGUGAGCGAAGGACGAGGGAGGAGACCCCUGGUCUGGAGUGAAUCCCUCAUGCAGCCGCUGCCAAAAAUGAAGACGCGUAUUCCGUCCCCGCCGAAACGAGCAACAGAGGAGCGAGAAUGGCAGGAAACUCCCAACCUCUCUUUCGCUUCCUGCUGCUGCGGGGGAUUUUAACCAUAGAGAUGUUAAAGGGAUCGUAUGGAUUUUAACCAUAGAGAUGUGCAUGACACCACAGCCCAUCGACCACAGACUUCCUUGUCUCUAGGAGAGAGGCCGCUUUUUAAAGGAUCACCAUAGGGUUGUAGAGGAAGCGCAGGCCGUCUGUCGCGCUUUGGCGUCUCCCAUCUCCUCCGCGACUUUCUCUUCGUCACGUCGUGUGUCUCCUGGGAGCACGAAGGAUGGGAUGGUCCGUCUCUUGCAAGAGUAGCGUUGAGGGAGCAUGCACGCCUGCUGGGAGCGGAGUAGCGCGGUUCAGUGGUCCGUUGUAGGGCCCUAAUCUUUCGUUUCAACUGGUCUUCUAAAAAAAGGGGGGCCCGGGCCAGGAUGGCCCUCAACAAAUCUAUGCAUGCAAGAAACAGAUACAAGGACAAGCCACCUGAUUUCGCUUAUCUGGCGUCCAAAUACCCUGAAUUUAAACAACACGUGCAAAUAAAUUUGUCGGGGAGAGUGAGUGUAAACUUCAAGGAUCCAGAAGCAGUGAGAGCCCUGACGUGCACCCUGUUGAAAGAAGACUUUGGACUUCAAAUUGACAUACCCUUAGAAAGGCUCAUUCCGACAGUUCCCUUGAGGCUUAACUACAUCCACUGGGUCGAAGAUCUGAUUGCUCAGCAAGACACUGCGGCUAAGGGUUCAGUUACAUGGGGAAUAGACAUAGGAACAGGGGCAUCUUGUAUUUACCCAUUACUUGGCGCAACUUUGAAUGGAUGGUAUUUCAUUGCAACAGAGGUGGAUGACGUGUGUUUCAGCUAUGCCAAGAAAAAUGUGGAGCAAAAUAACCUAUCUGAUCUUAUAAAAGUGGUUAAAGUACCACAAAAAACACUCUUGCUGGAUGCCUUAGAAGAAGAGUCUGAAGUCAUCUAUGAUUUCUGCAUGUGCAACCCUCCCUUUUUUGCUAACCAGCUGGAAGCAAAGGGAGUAAAUUCUCGUAAUCCCAGAAGACCACCUCCCAGCUCUGUCAACACUGGAGGGAUCACUGAGAUCAUGGCUGAAGGAGGAGAGCUAGAAUUUGUCAAGAGAAUCAUCCAUGAUAGCCUGCAGCUUAAAAAAAGAUUACGGUGGUACAGUUGCAUGUUGGGGAAAAAGUGCAGCUUGGCACCACUGAAAGAGGAGCUUCGAAUCCACGGAGUUCCUAAAGUCACCCACACUGAAUUCUGUCAAGGUCGCACCAUGAGGUGGGCUUUGGCUUGGAGCUUCCAUGAAAAUGUCAGAGUGCCAUCACCACCUUCUAAGAAAAGAAAAUUAGAAAAGCCUCGUAAACCAAUCACAUUCCUGGUCUUAGCAUCGACAACAAAAGAGUUAGCUAGCAAAGCUUCAUCUGUGGGAAUAAAUGCUGUCGAAGGGAUGGCAGUAGUUGCAGCAUGGAUCGGAAAAAUUCUCACUGACCUGAAGGUUCAGCAUAAAUGUAUUCCCUGUGGAAAAGAUGAAGUCAGCUUGUUUCUGACAGCUGUCGAAAACUCCUGGAUUCACUUAAGGAGAAAGAAGAGGGAUAGAGUGAGGCAGCUACGUGAACUUCCUCGAGCAUCUGUAGAUUUCCUGCAAGCCACAGAAGAACAGAGCCAAAACAAUUCAGGCGACACCAUAGAAGGUAGCAAAGAUGAACCUGCUAAAAAAGCAUCCAUAGUAUUUGGUUGCAACCUUGAGUCACCAGAAGAAGACAGCCUAAAUAGCACUCCUGGUAUUAAAGAAGAAAGCAUCCAAGAACACAUUGACGAAAACAACAAAGCAGAGGAAUCGGCUGUUGUUUUAGGAAACUUAGAAGAUUUUAGGGAUGGAAAGGAGGACGGGUUCAAGGCCUUUGACGAUAAUAGCUUAGCUGUUGAAACUGGACAGAGUGCCAACAUCUCAAGUGAAUGGUUCCUUUUUAAGUGUGUGCUAACUGUGAAGAAAGAAGUGGAUGAUUUCUUAAUAGAAAUGCACUGGAUUGAGGGACAGAACAGAGACUUAAUGAACCAGCUGUGCACCUACCUAAAGAACCAGAUUUUUCGGUUGGUCACAACUUAAAUAUUUAUGUGAAUGAGGAAGAUUAACAGUCAUAUUUUUGUAAUCUUGCUUUUGUGUUAAGUAUAUUUAAGGAUAUAUUUGCUAUAAAUGGUGAGUAUUUUUAAACUCUUUGAAAGUGUGAAGCUCUAGGGAUUUAUAAAGGCCUUAAAAUAUAUGUGGGUGUGAAAACUUCAUAACUUAAGUCACAUAGACUUCAAUAGGAACUAAAUGCAACUAACAUGUCCUGUCCUCUUGUGUAACAAAAUUUGAGUAUUUUUAACUGUUGAGCUACACACUAGAAAGCAGCUCUGUGUCUGCCUUAAAAAGGCAAUGCUGUUGUGGAUUCUUCAUUGGCUUUUUCUUACGCUUAAUAGAAAUUCUCCACAGUUGUUUUGUAUCCAUGCCCUGUCUCCCUUGACAUGUUCCUAGUCAUGAAUACUCCUGAAUCUCGGAUUGCAGUCAGCAGUUAAAAGCCGUUUUUCUACAUGUUGCAGCUCCAACUUUAAACAGCUGAAGGCUGGAAAAAGGUGCAACAUAUUCUUUUGCUGUAGAAUUGUGAAAAUAUAUGCCUGUAGUAUUCUGGUGUAUUCUGACAGACUCUGUGAGACUUGGCUAUCCAUACGUAUGCACUGUGUCUGGUUGUAAAUGUUUUCCUCCAGAAUCCCCAUUUCAAUUAUGUUUAUAGAAUUCACAAGUAGGACCUGCAACAAAACGUUGCAGUAUGGAGUGCUCCCUGUUCAGGAUUCUAGUCACUUAAUCCCAUUCCCCCUCCGCCCUAGCUAACUGAAUUUCCUCCUGACAGUCAGCGUUGCAUGGCCACUGAGUUGGGCUUUUUUUUUUUUUUGGAAGAAGAGGAUUCCCCCCUCCACUGGAUAUUAGCUAAAGAUUUUUUUUUCUUUGUACUCCUGCAAACUUUGGGGUUUUCCCAAGCCGACUGAUACCUCCCUCUUGUGUGUGGCUAGUUCCAUUUUGGCUGCAUAAGCAACAGCACUCUCCCUCUGUAGGUUGGAACUGGUAUAUAUGAGACACAGUAGCCAGAGAAGGUAGUGGUGGUUUUACAAGAAGAGGAGAAGGGGAUUUUUUUCAGGCUUUGUAUUUCAGGGUUGUUUUUGUAUUUCAGGCUCUGUGUUUCAGUUUAUCCAUCAAUGCUGUAAGAAGCAGCAAGUUUCUUAUAGAACUGACAGAGAAGCCAAAAUGACUUUGUUCCAAGAACAACAUUCAACGGAUUUCCACUCACCCCAACAUUUAAAACGAUUUACUUUUAUUAAAUUUUAUUAUUAAAGUGGAAGUGGGACAUAAGGAACAAUCCCAGGCAUGAGAAAUGUAAGACGGUCUGCUUGUAUGUUUAUUCCUCUGAAAUGUUUAUGGUUUUAAGUUGUUGGAGGUUUUUUUAUUAUUUUAAGCUUUCUUCAGUCUCCUCGCUCUCUGUACGAUAAAAAGUAUGGUUGGACAAAUCUGAAAUACUGAUAGUUAUUAUAGAGCACCAAUCGAGGGAAGUGAAAGUCACAACAAAAUUAAAAAUAGAAGGAAAGAGGCAAGUGAUAUUUAGAGAUUACAAUACUUUGGGAUUUUGCAGAACUAGUUGAUAGUAAUGUUGAUUCCUUAAUUAAGAAUCAGCAAGGUAUGAAAAGAUAGCAGGUCACAGGCUAGGAAGGAUUGCAGCAAUUAAGAUAUUGCCUUGCAUUAUUAUUUUUUGUGUGUCUUUAGAAGUCCUCCUUAUUAGGGCAGAGCCAAGCAAGCAAGCAUUAAUAACUUUAUCCCAAACUAUGUGGCUAGAGUUACAAAGUUAUUCAGAAGUUUGAAGGAAAAUGUCAAAAUGCAUGCAAAAUCAAGUGAUGUUAUUGGUGACCUUUAGUCAGUCACUGUGUUUACAUGUCACAGUAAGGUGUGAUGAUGGAUGGUUUUCCCUGAAUGUAUAGAUCACUUCUGCUUUGCUCUUCCCCAUCACUGAGGAAAACAGCAAACCAUGAUCCUUGGCUAAGCAUUACAUCUCUCAGGGACUGUGGCUUGUCUCACUGAAACCUCAGUUGCUAAGCAAAAAACAAGAAUGGCAAAGCUGUAUUCGGGCACAAAUUACAAACAUAGGAUAAAUUUAAAAGUAUAAAGAUGCUUUAGAGACUUUGCAAGUAUGCGUGACAUCCUAGAACUGAACAAAACAUAUUAAAAAGUUCAAGUCAAGACAUAUUGAGUGUUAUAUGGGUAUUAUAAAGAGAGUAUUGACUGUGUUAAGCUAACUGACUCGCUGUUUUCCUAUGAUAAUGUAAUUAUUGAUUUUUUUAAUUCGUAUAAUAAAAUAUUUUUUAAAAGCUGC